This is a messenger RNA of Aspergillus bombycis, 1884 nucleotides long. Its product is annotated as nonhemolytic phospholipases C family protein. The record is from RefSeq and is a predicted model, not a curated record. Gene Ontology annotation, molecular function: hydrolase activity, acting on ester bonds. The coding region runs from base 1 to 1884 and encodes 627 amino acids. The transcript is spliced from 6 exons. NCBI's taxonomy places the organism in Eukaryota, Fungi, Ascomycota, Eurotiomycetes, Eurotiales, Aspergillaceae.
AUGUCGAUACUCUUUGGUGUGACCUUGGCCAUGCUCCUUGGGAGCAGGCCUGCUCAUGCUGGUUCCUUGAAAGAUAUUGACCAUGUGGUUAUCUUCAUGCAAGAGAAUCGAAGCUGGAAUAAUUACUUUGGAACGAUGGCAGGCGUUCGAGGGUUCAAUGAUCCCAAUAUACAAGUGAAUGAUGAUGGCUUAUCCGUCUGGCAUCAAAAGGUGGACCCCUCAAUGUCCGAAGAUGCAAAGACCCUUCUCCCGUGGUAUCUGGGAUACAAAGGCGGAGACUGGAAUGAUGCCAUUCAAUGUAUGGUAGCAGGAAGCAACGGCUAUGAGGACAACCAAGCAUCCCUCAACCACGACUUGAACAACAACUGGGCGCGGAACAACACCCCCUGGAGCUGGGGUUACCUUAAGCGAAAUGAUAUCCCGGUCCAAUUUGCUAUUGCGGAAGGCUGGACUGCUGGAGAUAUGUACCAAGAGUCCCAGAUCACAUCUACUAACCCCAAUCGCGUCACCUUGGUGAGCGGCUCUGUGAAUAUCCCGGGAAGCCCCCAGACGUCGGACCAAGGAGGCCCUUAUAUAGACAACAACGAAACGCCUGGGUGCGAUACGGACAACAUCAACUGCUAUCCUCUUAAAUGGAAAACUAUCUUUGAGAUUUACGAAGAGGCCGGGGUCUCGUGGCAGGUGUACCAGGAGAAGAAUAACUUUGAUGACAACCCUUUGGCUUGGUUCCAACAGUACCAGAAUGCAUCUACAUCAUCCCCUCUAGCCAAGAAGGGCCUGUCGUACCUGGGUCUCGACGCAUUUUACAAGGCCGCUGCUAAUGGAAGUCUCCCGGAGGUCAGCUUCAUCGUCGGUCCAGCCGAAUUAUCAGAACAUCCACCCUACAUGCCAAAGGACGGUGCAUGGCUUCAGAAAAAGGUGGUGGAUGCCGUGACAAAAAGCCCUAAGUACUCGUCAACUCUGUUAAUCAUUAGCUAUGAUGAAACGGGUGGUUUUGGGGACCACGUUGUCCCUUUCCACUCCCCUGAGGAUACUCCAGGUGACUGGAUGACAGACCCUACGGGAAGUUCGGAAAGAUUUAUGUUGGACCAGGUGAGCUUGAGAGUUCCAUUCUAUAUGAUAUCUCCCUGGACACGGGGCGGCCGCGUCUUCACAGAGCACGCGGAUCAUAACUCACAGAUUCUUUUGAUUGAGCAAUGGUUAAAGGCCAAAGGAUAUGAAAACGUUGAAACACCGGAAAUGGUGCAGUGGCGCCGAGAACACAUGUCAGACCUCGUGAGCGCGUUGGACAUGGACCACCCUGAUACCAGCCUGCCCACUUUGCCGGACGCAGAGGAGCCAGCCACGCUCCUGGGUAAGUACGUGGGUUCGUCCAACUGCCAAGCUAGUCACCCAACCCAGAGACCACCAGUACCAUAUGGCCAGCAAAGCAACGUCACCGAUGCCUUGUGGUUCGAGGAGGGGUACAAAGAGGUAGUAGGUUACUUAACGGAAGGUCGCUACUUGGUCUUUGAGAAAUCUGGCUAUGCGCUCACUAAUGUGGGCAAUGCCACCCGAAUUAGUAGCAGCCCCACAGGCUCGGGCUACAGGGAUAAGAAACAACGGUGGGUGAUUCAUUACUCUGGUGGUGAACAGAGCGGGGUGUUUCACAUCUCCAGUGCCCUGGACGGUAAAUGGCUCGGACCAAAAGGCACACUAUUGUCUAGCGAACAGGGUAGCCAGGCGGCGGACGUGAAAAUUACUUUUGCUGGGAAUGGCCAGGGGUAUACAUUGCAGUAUGCUGACUCGACGCCCAUCGAGAUAGACAGCAAAGGAGCAUUGGCUCUGCAGAGACGCGAAGCAUCUGAGGGGAGCUACAAGGUUUGGAGUGUAAGCUAUCAUUAG